CGCGCGUGCCCCGCUUCGGUCGUGCGCGCCGCCGUUCCUGCGGAAUUCAGGGAGCUGUGGUCGGACUCUGAAGACUCCCACCCCACCUAGAGAAUAAUGAACAACAAAUUUGAUGCUCUGAAAGAUGAUGACAGUGGGGACCACGACCAGGAUCAAGGCUCACAGAAAGACUGUGAGAAGGAAAAAAAUGACAAUGAUGAGGACAAUGAUCAGAACACUGCCAAGAAGAAGAUUGCAGUUCCAGGGGUAGGGGAGCACCCCCUCCAGUAUAACUACUCCUUCUGGUACUCCAGACGCACCCCCGGCCGGCCUGCCAGCACCCAGAGCUACGAGUCCAACAUCAAACAGAUCGGCAGCUUCGCCUCGGUGGAGCAGUUCUGGCGUUUCUACAGUCACAUGAUCCGCCCGGGCGACCUGACUGGCCACAGCGACUUCCACCUUUUCAAGGAAGGUAUCAAACCCAUGUGGGAGGACGAUGCUAAUAAGCUAGGUGGGAAGUGGAUCAUCCGGCUGAGGAAGGGCCUGGCGUCUCGUUGCUGGGAGAAUCUGAUUCUGGCCAUGCUGGGGGAACAGUUCAUGGUGGGGGGGGAGAUCUGUGGCGCUGUGGUGUCUGUACGCUUCCAG
Messenger RNA from Oncorhynchus gorbuscha (pink salmon), 624 nucleotides. Its product is annotated as eukaryotic translation initiation factor 4E type 2-like. Gene Ontology annotation, cellular component: cytoplasm; eukaryotic translation initiation factor 4F complex. NCBI's taxonomy places the organism in Eukaryota, Metazoa, Chordata, Actinopteri, Salmoniformes, Salmonidae. Gene Ontology annotation, biological process: translational initiation. The annotation marks the transcript as partial. Gene Ontology annotation, molecular function: RNA 7-methylguanosine cap binding; translation initiation factor activity. The record is from RefSeq and is a predicted model, not a curated record. The transcript has 5 exons.